AUGUAUCCCUUUCUCCCCUGGAGUCAGAACCAGUCUAGUGUCCGCUCGUCCCUGAGUGAGGCGACCACUAGCACCCAGAAUGUUUCCUUCAGCUUCAGCUACGGCAGUGCCUGCUCGCCCACCUCCAUGCCGCCUCCACCACCCCCUUCUCCCAAUGACUCGCUGCUCGACAUCACCCCCCGCAAGUGCUCCUUCUCCAAUGGCUACGAGAUGAACAACUCCUGCGCCUUCCCCUCGUGGCCCAACCGCGAGUCUCUGCUGAGUCCCCAGUCGGAGGCGUCGACGGCCAGCGCGUACCUGUCGGAUGAGGAUCUCCUCCCCCUCGGGGGGUCUGCGGCGCCAUCGGAGAGCGCGAUCGACGAGGAGUCGGCCGCGCAGGACCCCAUGGGGGUGGUGGACCUGACGACGGAACAGCAGAUCCAGAUGAUGCGCGCCGCCGCUGAAGAAGAUGCCCAGCGCGCGCGUUUCCUGGCGCAAGUGCAGGCCCAUGCGAGAGCACAGCAGGCGAUGCGGGUUGCACAGCUGGCAACGGCCGAGCGCGAGAACGCAAAGCGCAAGAAGCGCAAGGCGGUCCCCGACAGGAAACGACGCACUGCAUCGGGGUCGAAAGCCACGGCGUGCCGCGCCUAA
Molecule: messenger RNA, 630 nt
Organism: Aspergillus heteromorphus CBS 117.55
Lineage: Eukaryota; Fungi; Ascomycota; Eurotiomycetes; Eurotiales; Aspergillaceae
Exons: 1
Coding region: 1-630 (209 amino acids)
Source: RefSeq, a predicted model, not a curated record